This is a messenger RNA of Guillardia theta CCMP2712, 714 nucleotides long. RefSeq lists its product as hypothetical. Lineage: Eukaryota; Cryptophyceae; Pyrenomonadales; Geminigeraceae. The transcript has 2 exons. The record is from RefSeq and is a predicted model, not a curated record. Bases 1 to 714 code for a protein of 237 amino acids.
AUGUUGAUUGCGUCAAGUAUGAGCACAGACCAGUUGUUCGUACCGUUUUUAGCCUUGGACUGUCAAAAGACGUUGCUUGAGAUUGAGAACCCAACUUGUAAGCUGAGCGUUGAAGAGUCUGACAGCCAGUUCGUCUCCUCGCUCGCUGUCCCUCCUACCCGCGUCCCUUGUGAUGUUGAUACCAGUCCUAUCCCUCGUCCAAGCAGCGUAACAACAACCCCCCCUGUGCUUGCUGAGUUCCAGCGCGUGCUCGCUCCAACCUGCGGUGUAUCUGCAGAUACCGCACCAGUCAUGCUCGAGGUGCGAUGGCCUGUCGUUAGGAGUAGGCGCAAGCUGCUUUUCUCAAUCUGGGAUACCAUGCCCGCCGUUGAGGUGUCGGAGAACCAGCUUGUAGAGGAGAGCGCAGUGCUGCUUACGCGAGCUACUGAGCUCACCGCAAAGAUGCCGAAGAAUGAGCCCUGGAGACUUAUCCUAACCGACGAGGUGCAAGGGAGGUUCAUCCUCGUCAGGGUGCUCAAUGAGCUGGAGUCAGCUGACAAUGCCUCGGUGAGCGAAGACGUUUGCAGUCCAUUUGUAAGCAAGACAGUCAACGACGCUGUCAUCAACGAACCACCUUUGCACAUGACGGAGGUGACAUUAGUCCAAACUGUCAAUUCACAACUGGUUGACCCUGAUCUUGAUCGAUAUGUUGAGAGGGCGGAGAUGAAUCGUUGA